UUAAUGGUACCAUUACGAUUGCUUCUUUUAGCAAUGACAAAUCGCUGCAUCCUUGUACUUUAAAUUCUGUUCCUAUAAAUACUACCAUACUAUUGGUACCAUUUAAUGAAGGUUUGAAUUAUGGAUGUUCAUCUUAUUCUGACAAAACGAUUCAAACAAUUAAUGAUAGUGCUACUGUAACUUCGCAACUACUAUCUACGACUUAUCAUUCCACCUCGGAAUAUUAUUCCAUGGUGACACAUGGACAUAGCACGACAGAUUUUCCCACUGACAACAGACCUACACCUACCAUGGCACGUAAUCCUAGUACCAUAACAACGAUGGAUAGAUCAUUUGAAACGAGUCUACCGGAUCAUCGGAACCUGAAAUUGAAUCAACGCGCGAUCAUGAACCAUAUAAAUUCACGUGAUACAACAAAUGAUACAACAAAUGAUAGUUCGACAAGAAUAGAAGUACUGAUAUUUACUUCAAUGAAUAAUGGAGAUCCGGGCAUUAAGGAAAAGUAUAUUGGAAGUUUACAGACACUUUCUAAAACUGCUCCUGUCCUGACCUUGAUGAAAAUAGAAGACAUGUCAAAUGUUCAAGACAUCUUGAAUCAACCUUCAUAUGCAGUAGUUACGCAAGAUUCUGGACCUUGGAUCAAUUUACUUAAUAGUCAAGAAUUUCUUAUCUGGACAAUAAUUGUUGGAAUCUUAUAUGGCAUUAUUAUAAUAAUAGCACUUGGACUUCUUUUAUGGGGCAUUUACAAAAAUAAAUAUGACAGAGAUAAUCCAAAACCAUGGUUACUCGCCGGAAUUGUCUUGUGUGCUACUUCUUUCAUAAUUGUUUUUGUCGUUCUGGAAACGAUUUUUAUUCUCUCGACAAUUUGUGGAUAUGCGAUAUUUGGUGUUAUAAUAAUAUUGGCAAGGAAAAAUGAUUUAGCCCCUAUUGUCGAUCCAACAGCACAAAGAAAUAUUGGGCAAGCGAGGAGGGAUCGGACAAAUAAAGAAAUUCUCAAGACUGGAAUUUUAACAAUAUCAUUGAUAUUAUCCUUCCUCUUCAUCACUGUUCAUACGUUGGUCGCGGUUUUCUUAAACGCGACAAUUCGUAACUUUUGGAUAGUUCGUAUCACUGAUGACCUCUCGUUUGUUAUUGGAUGCAUCAUUCUGCUAAUAGCAUUGCAUUCCGAUUCAAUAUCAAAAUAUUCACACAUGACAUACAUAAGCAGUCCGGAGGAUACAAGUACAGAGAAUUCACGAAAUACUUCAAGAUCUUCAUCUAAUGGUGGAGAAACAAGUACACGAAAUGAUCGUCGAAAACGAAAUACAAUAGAAAUUCUAUUUGGAAGGAAAAGUUUCGUGGGGUUGUGA
Racocetra persica is the source of this 1349-nucleotide messenger RNA. Lineage: Eukaryota; Fungi; Glomeromycota; Glomeromycetes; Diversisporales; Gigasporaceae. The record is from the annotation of a GenBank genome assembly.